Phacochoerus africanus (Common warthog) is the source of this 1918-nucleotide messenger RNA. RefSeq names its product epoxide hydrolase 3 (gene EPHX3). The transcript has 8 exons. Gene Ontology annotation, cellular component: intracellular membrane-bounded organelle. Lineage: Eukaryota; Metazoa; Chordata; Mammalia; Artiodactyla; Suidae. The record is from RefSeq and is a predicted model, not a curated record. Gene Ontology annotation, molecular function: hydrolase activity. Bases 383 to 1465 code for a protein of 360 amino acids.
AGCCGGUAGGCGGUACCUACCCUGCACUGCCCCGCCCCUUUAUCCCAGGCUCCGCCCAUUUCACCCACGGUGCCCCCCUGUCUCUUGUUUGUGCAGGACCCUAUCUCUCCCUCUCGACUUUUGACCCCCACCCACACACCCAACAGGGAGGCCUACUAGACCCCGCCCCCCUAAACCCCGCCCAAGCAUUUCUGAUCCUGCCCACAGUCCUAGCCCCAAGCUUCCCUUCUCGCCAAGACUCCACCCCAACCACCCUAGGGCUGGUCCUCGCAGUUCCACCCCUGCACCUCGAGCCUCCUUGCUCCCCAUCACCGUCGCGCUCAGGUGUUUACCUAGCACUUAGACCCUAGACGGCCACGCAGUCGUGCCGGAACGCGGUGACAUGCCCGAGCUGGUGGUGACGGCCCUGCUGGCGCCAUCGCGCCUCACUCUGAAGCUGCUUCGCGCCUUCAUGUGGAGCCUCGUGUUCUCCGCGGCCCUAGUGGCUGCAGCAGUUUACGGCUGCAUCGCUCUCACUCAUGUGUUGUGCCGGCCUCGACGCGGCUGCUGCGGCCGACCCCGGCGCACCCCACCCGCCUGCUUAAACGACCCCACGCUGGGCGAGCACUGCUUCCUGACUCUCAAGAGCUCAGGCGUGCACCUGCACUAUGUCUCUGCUGGACGCGGCAAUGGUCCCCUCAUGCUGUUUCUGCAUGGCUUCCCGGAGAACUGGUUCUCCUGGCGCUACCAGAUCCGGGAGUUCCAGAGCCACUUCCAUGUGGUGGCUGUGGACCUGCGGGGAUAUGGCUCCUCCGAUGCACCAAGUGAUAUGGACUGUUACACCAUCGACCUGCUGAUGGCAGACAUCCAGGAUGUCAUUCUGGGCCUGGGUUACUCCAAGUGCAUCCUUGUGGCCCAUGACUGGGGUGCACUCCUCGCCUGGAAUUUCUCCAUCUACUAUCCAUCCCUGGUGGAGCGGAUGGUAGUAGUCAGCGCUGCCCCCAUGUCAGUGUACCAAGACUACUCUAUGCGCCACAUCAGCCAGUUCUUCCGUUCCAACUAUGUGUUCCUGUUCCAGCUUCCCUGGCUGCCUGAGAAGUUGCUGUCCAUGUCUGACUUCCAGAUCCUGAAGACCACCCUCACCCACCGCAAGAGGGGCAUCCCACACUUGACCCCCAAUGAGCUUGAAGCCUUCCUCUAUGACUUCUCCCAGCCUGGUGGCCUCACUGGGCCUCUCAACUACUACCGAAACCUAUUCAGGAACUUCCCCCUGGAACCCCAGGAGCUGGCCACACGCACACUGCUGCUAUGGGGGGAGAAGGACCCCUAUCUUGAACAGGGGCUGGUGGGGGCCAUCAGCAGCCGUUUUGUGCCUGGCCGGCUGGAGGCCCACAUCCUUCCAGGUGUGGGGCACUGGAUCCCACAGAGCAAUGCUGAGGAAAUGCAUCAGUACAUGUGGACCUUCUUACAAGACCUGUUGAACUAGUGGCCCUUGCUCACUGGCUUGCGUGCACUCAGGAGUUCACAUGAUGUGUGUGUGUGUGUGUGUAUAUAUAUGGACACACAGGCAUGGAACUCCUCGAUUACACACAAGUGCUUCUGUGGAUGCCCUCAGGCACACCACCACCAUAUGGUCACACACAGGCAUGACUGCAUGCACGUGUGAGCAAGCACUUUGACCCUGGGAACCAGCCGUGCCUCUCUAUGGAGCUGGAUGCUGAGUGUCCUAUCUCUCCCUUCCAUGAGGUCCCACUUUUCUUGCCGAAGUCAAUGUCCAGAGCUGCACAAACCAUAAACUCUGACCUCUCUAUCCCUGGAUUCCACCUCCAGUCUGAGUCUUCAGCUAAAAGCUGCUGUGCCCAAUAUAGUACUUGUAGCCCCAUCUGGCUACUUCCAUUUAAAUGCAAAUUAAUUAAAAUUAAAUACAAUGAAAAAUGCA